Messenger RNA from Colletotrichum chrysophilum, 999 nucleotides. RefSeq lists its product as uncharacterized. Gene Ontology annotation, molecular function: hydrolase activity. Bases 1 to 999 code for a protein of 332 amino acids. The transcript is spliced from 2 exons. The record is from RefSeq and is a predicted model, not a curated record. NCBI's taxonomy places the organism in Eukaryota, Fungi, Ascomycota, Sordariomycetes, Glomerellales, Glomerellaceae.
AUGGAUCCUUCCAAAUUGCCGGCCUGGAAUCUCCCAGAGGGCGUCACGUCUCGGUUCGUCGACACGGCCCCAAAGGGCCUCAAAGUGCAUAUUCUCGAAUCAUUUCCUCAGAGCAAGUCAUCGGACUCCCACGCUCCCCUCAUUCUCUUACUUCAUGGUUUCCCUAAUCUGUCGUACGACUGGCGGUACAUCUUGCCGCUGCUCGCGAACGCGGGCUAUCACGCCGUAGCUCCCGACAUGAGAGGCUUUGGAAGAACCCACAAUUCCGACCUCAGCCCGAUCGAAGAGGAGACCAUUCGCCCUGUGUUCUCAGUUCACGACGUGGUGUCGCUUCUCGAGGGCUUACGCUACGAUUCUAUCCACACGAUUGUCGGUCACGAUCUCGGGGCCGUGCCGGCAUCGCUCACGUCGAUAAUACGCAAGGACUUGGUCAAGUCGCUUGUUCUCGUGGCACACCCAUUCAAGGGCAUUCCGGGUCCUUCCGCCAACGAUAAUAAGGCUGGAGGGGACCCGGAUAUUCAGGCGUCUCUCGGAAAAUUGGAUCCUCCGAGAAAGCACUACAAGUACUACAACGCGUCGUCUGGUGCGGCUGAUGAGUGGACGAAUCCAACGGGUCAGCCUCUUCAUGAUUUCCUCAGGGGCUAUUUCCAUCUAAAGUCUGCGGGCUGGGCUGGGAACAAGCCGCAUCCUCUGAAGUCAUGGACGGCGGAAGAGCUGGUUGUUAUGCCGCAUUACUACGUCAUGAGAGCAGACUUGUCGAUGCGCGGAAACGUCGAACUGGACAUGGCAGAAGAGUCUCCGAAUGUUCUUGAGAAGCUUCCAGACACCCCUUGGCUUACUGAUGCCGACCUUCGUGUAUACUCUGAGGAGUUUGGCCGUACAAAGUUUGAUCGCGCUUUGCAAUGGUACAGGGCCAUCAUCGACCCCAAGCAGGCGGAGGACCUUCUCCCUUUUUCGGGGACAAAGAUAGCUGUGCCGACAAAUCCCGGGAUCCCUUGA